Messenger RNA from Grosmannia clavigera kw1407, 396 nucleotides. RefSeq names its product vacuolar transporter chaperon. Gene Ontology annotation, cellular component: vacuolar transporter chaperone complex; fungal-type vacuole membrane. The coding region runs from base 1 to 396 and encodes 131 amino acids. NCBI's taxonomy places the organism in Eukaryota, Fungi, Ascomycota, Sordariomycetes, Ophiostomatales, Ophiostomataceae. The record is from RefSeq and is a predicted model, not a curated record. The transcript is spliced from 2 exons.
AUGUCGAGCCAGCCGCUGCUGCAGACGUCUCAGGGCAAGCGCAUCGCUCUGCCGACGCGUGUCGAGCCCAAGGUUUUCUUUGCCAACGAGCGCACGUUCCUCUCAUGGAUGAAUUUCACCGUCAUCCUCGGCGCCCUCGCGAUUGGCAUGCUCAAUUUCGGCGACCGGCCGGCCUUCAUCUCGGCCUUUCUCUUCACUGGCGUGGCCCUCAUCACCAUGCUAUACGCCCUGUUCACAUACCACUGGCGUGCCAAAUCCAUACGGCGGCGCGGUCAGGCAGGCUUCGACGACCGUUUCGGUCCAACCUUUCUCGCUAUUAUCCUCGUCCUGGCCAUCGUAGUCAACUUUGUCCUGCGGAUCGCCUACUCGUCAACGCCCAGCGAAGGCAGCCCGUGA